GGCUCGCGCUCCCUACGGCCAGCGGGGCGGAGCGCGCGACACGGGGCUCGUUCCCGAAAGGGCAGGUGGGGGCGGGGGGUGGACACCCGGGUUGCGGUGGCCGGAGGGGCCUGGGCCGCGAGGUCGACGCCUGUGGCUGCAGCGGCCCGAGGCCAGAGGACCCGCCGCGCGGCUCGGUCUCCGGAGAGGGAGGGCCCCGCUGUUGUCGCCGCCCGGCCGGUGCCCGGUGAAAUUAGUCCAGAGAAGUGAUGGGAUUUGCCCCUGGUCUCCCACCCAGCAAGCCAGCGCUGACGAUGGGUGUUGGUGGACCGUGAAGGUGGUUCUUACUUGUCUAUGAAGGACAGAGCCCCUGGACUGCCAGGUUCCUUGCAGGGAGGUGGAGGACAAAUCCUACUGAGACCUGAGCGUGGCCUGGGGGCCCGGCCGCCCAUCCCAAAAUGCCCCUGCCCGAGCCCAGCGAGCAGGAGGGCGAGAGUGUGAAGGCAGGCCAGGAGCCCUCCCCUGAGCCCCCUGAGCCAGGCACAGAUGUCGUCCUCGAAUCCCCCGUGAAGCCCAUGGAGUUCUCUGAACUGGUCCUCCUGGCGGCCUCCACUGAGAGCGGCGAUGGAGUGGACACCCAGCCUGAAGAAGUGCACUGCGUCCUCACCCUGGAGAUGGCUGACCCCGAUACCUUGGCCGGCACUCCCCAGAUCCUGCCAGUAGAGGAACAGUGUGCGGUGGUCCAGCCAAGGCCCCAGACCCAGGCACUGAAACCCAGCAAGCCAAACAUUGUCACCCAGCCCCUGGAGUUCCUGAGGACCCCGUUUGGGGGCCGCCUGCUGGUGCUGGAGUCCUUCCUGUACAAGCAGGAGAAGGCCGUGGGGGACAAGGUGUACUGGAAGUGCCGCGAGCACACUGAGCUGGGCUGUCGGGGCCGGGCCAUCACCCGUGGCUCGCGGGCCACGAUCAUGCGGGGCCACUGCCACCCACCCGACGAGGAGGGCCUGGAGGCCCGGCGCCAGAGACAGAAGCGGCCCGGCCCGGCCCUGCCCGAGGGCUUGGCGGGUUCCCAGGGCCCUGGCAGUGGGGUGGAGGAGCCCCUGGAGGGGGCGGGCCCGUGGCUGUGCCCUGUGGAGCCAGAGCCGACCCCAGGCCCGGUGCUGAGCUACCUGGCCCCCGAGGAGGACGAGGGGCUCCGAGCCCUGGCGCUGCUGAGAUUGCCCCCGAAGAAACGCUCGACGCUGGGGAGCAGAGGGCCCCCGCCCCUGGAGUUCCUGCGGACCUGCUAUGGGGGCAGCUUCCUGGUGCACCAGUCCUUCCUGUACAAGCGGGAGAAGGCCGUGGGGGACAAGGUGUAUUGGACGUGCCGCGACCACACGCAGCACGGCUGCCGCAGCCGCGCCAUCACCCAGGGCCGGCGGGUGACGGUGAUGCGGGGCCACUGCCACGCGCCCGACCUGGAAGGCCUGAAGGCCCGGCGGCAGCAGGAGCGGGCCAUGGCGGCAGUUCGGGCCCAGCCGGGCGGACCCGGGGGCCCAGAGGACAAGCCGCUCCAAGGCGUGGAUAGCCUGCUCUACCGCAGAGGGCCCGGGCCCCUGACUCUCACCAGGCCCCGGCCCAGGAAGCGCCCGAUGGCCAACGACGAGGACCUCCCGGCUGAGCCCCAGGGCGAGGAGGACAAGGACGAGGACCCAGGAGGCCCCGAGUUCCUGAGGACCCCUCUGGGCGGCAGCUUCCUGGUGUACGAGUCCUUCCUCUACCGGCGGGAGAAGGCGGCCGGGGAGAAGGUGUACUGGACGUGCCGGGACCAGGCCCGCAUGGGCUGCCGCAGCCGCGCCAUCACCCAGGGCCGGCGGGUGACGGUGAUGCGAGGGCACUGCCACCCGCCCGACCUAGGGGGCCUGGAGGCGCUGCGGCAGCGGGAGAAACGCCCUGGCACAGCCCAGCAAGGAAGCCCAGGAGGCCCCGAGUUCCUGAGGACCCCUCUGGGCGGCAGCUUCCUGGUGUACGAGUCCUUCCUCUACCGGCGGGAGAAGGCGGCCGGGGAGAAGGUGUACUGGACGUGCCGGGACCAGGCCCGCAUGGGCUGCCGCAGCCGCGCCAUCACCCAGGGCCCGCGGGUCAUGGUGAUGCGCAGACACUGCCACCCGCCCGACUUGGGGGGCCUGGAGGCGCUGCGGCAGCGGGACCAGCUCCCCACCCCGGCCCAGAGGGAAGGCUCAGAAGCCCCCCAGCCCCUGGAGUUCCUGAGGACUUCCCUCGGAGGCCGGUUUCUGGUGUACGAGUCCUUCCUCUACAGGAAAGAGAAGGCAGCUGGGGAGAAGGUGUACUGGAUGUGCCGGGACCAGGCCCGUAAGGGCUGCCGCAGCCGCGCCAUCACCCAGGGCCCGCGGGUGACGGUGAUGCGAGGGCACUGCCACCCGCCCGACCUGGCGGGCCUGGAGGCGCUGCGGCAGCGGGAGCAGCUCCCCGGCCCGGCCCAGCAGGAGGACCCAGAAAAGGUAAAACUUCUGCCUGAAGUUCAACUGUGCUUCGAGAGUUGUGCUCCUGAAUGCCAGCAGAGUUUUGGGAAGGUGGAAAGUACACAGCUUGACAGUGAGUCCCAGUGAGGCCAGCCUCCAGCCUGACAGCAGAGGAACCAACCCAACCUAACGUGUCACCAGUGUCAAGGAUGCUCCAGGUCCUCGCAGGACCCUGGCACUUCCCACCCAGUUAGAUUUUGCUCGACAAAGCCUCUCUUACAUUCUCCAAAGCAUCCACGGGCUUCACAUUUCCUCCAGAGGCCUCCCAGGAAGAAUGCUUGAUGGUGUCUCCCUGCUGGCAGAGAAGAGCCCGGGAGCUGGUGGCCUGCAGCAGUGCGUGAUGUGGGGUGAUGUGGCGGGCAGGGGGACCCCUGCGGGGGCCUCGAAAAGCUCAGAGAAGGGCAGCAUCAUUCACAAAGACACCUCCCCCCGCCCCAGCCUGCCGAGCCGCAAACACCCAGCCAUCCUGAGAGCCCACUGCUUUGCCAAGGACUUUCCUGUCAGGUGUCCCACUUGAGCUCCAUAAAGUGGAAAGUCGUCGUGGCAGCCACGUCAAGAUGAAGGCAGGCGAGUUUGGGGAAGUUCCUGCCUCUUUGGGCUGAGCUGCCCCACGUGGUGUUUGCCGGGCAGGUGCCAGGCGGGCCUCUGCGCUCCUUGGGCACCUACUGCCAGGGUGUGGCCAUCCCGUAGCAGAGCAGGCAGAAACCAGGCGACUUUUACACCAUCUGUUGGAGUUUCCUUUGCUUUUCUCCAACUUUAAUCAAGCAUGGUGUCGACGAUGCCCAGGGCAGGUGAUGUGGGGCUGUGGGAGCCCGCGCUGGGCAGACUGUCCCAGGUCGCCCAGGUUUGCUUGAUGCCGGAGGAGAGGCAGACCCAGGUGACGGGGGCGGGGGCAUCCCCUUCUCCUGUCUUCUGGCAGCUGGGAGCAACAGGCUGAUGUCCCCCACCAACCCAAGGCUGCAGCUUGCUAAGGGAGCCGCGUCCCGCCAGCGGCUCCUUGCCCCCAUCCUGUGAUGGCCGGGGGCUCCCCGUCUCCCGCCUAGCUGGCCGUGCAGCCUGCCAUCUGGCUACAGGGCAGUGACAGCUCGGACGCUCCCCGCUGUCCCUCUGCCUCCACACUUCCCGCAAUAAACCUGAUUUUAUACCUCGCCAUGUAAAGCUGCUGUGUGUGUCCACAUGCCCGCUGCAAAAAAACAAUAAACCUGAUUUUAUACCUCGCCAUGUAAAGCUGCUGUGUGUGUCCACGUGCCCGCUGCA
Molecule: messenger RNA, 3758 nt
Organism: Capra hircus (goat)
Lineage: Eukaryota; Metazoa; Chordata; Mammalia; Artiodactyla; Bovidae
Gene: FLYWCH1
Product: FLYWCH-type zinc finger 1
Exons: 10
Coding region: 438-2588 (716 amino acids)
Source: RefSeq, a predicted model, not a curated record